Molecule: messenger RNA, 2878 nt
Organism: Eupeodes corollae
Lineage: Eukaryota; Metazoa; Arthropoda; Insecta; Diptera; Syrphidae
Gene: sens-2
Product: zinc finger protein Gfi-1b
Exons: 5
Coding region: 663-2285 (540 amino acids)
Source: RefSeq, a predicted model, not a curated record
UAAUAGCGGGAGCAUACUUUCAGUCUGUUUCGAGCCCGAAGAGGAAAACAUAAUUUUCGAGUUCGAGAGCUGGAUUUGCAAAAUUUAUUUAGCUUUGGGACAAAGAGAUUUUUAUUUCUUUGCUGUCCGUUUAUCUUUGUUGUAAUCAAGUGCAUUUGUUUAGAUUUAUUUUGUGGUUGGAAGAAAAACAAGAUGAACUACCUACGUUCUUAUGGAAUUUAUUUAACGGAAAUGUGUGUUUUUGAUAUUAGUUAGUGCGUGAUUUUGCCUAGGUAUAGAUUUAAUAGGUGCCCAUCACCUACCCCCAAAACACAGUGACGUACCUAAAGAUUUUUGUUUUGAAAUACGAAGAUAUUAUGCCUAUAUUUUCUAAAUAGGUAUAGAUACCCCUAAGGUAUACCUACAUAAAUCUACGCAGUGAUUAUUGUAAGCGAAGAUUAAAUUACCUGUAAAGAUAACAUAUAUCGAUCUUUGUGCGGACCCACUUUUUUAAACAAAAUUUAUUUUGUGCUUGAUUCAAUUGUUUUAUGUUUAAUAUUAUUAUGUAUACACAUAACCUUUGAAUGUAUUUUUCUGUGAUAUUUUGUGUACUAUAAAAACGUUAAACUUAAUUUGUUUUUGUGAAGAAAGAAAUUUACCUGCUAAAUAAAAAAAUUAAUAACAUGGACGUCGCGAAUUCGAACCAAUUACCGUUAGACUAUAGUUUAGGAUUUAAAAACGAAUUUAAAUCAAACGAAUUCCCGCCCAACAAUGGUUUCCCCACUAAUUUCCUCAGCAAUCAUCAUCAGCAACUGGAUUUAAGAGAUGUAACAGCCUUAAUGGGGCCGAUGGUGAAUUCACAUAACAGAAUACAACAAAUGGAUCAAAAUCAUGGCCAACCAUUGUCAGCGUUCAAGGCGGUUUUGCCCAAAAACAAAGCCGACGAUGAACUGCCUUUUGGAAUUAAUCGACUUGUGAAGGCGGAAUCCCGGAUUGCAACGGCACAAGACGAGGAUAACAACAAUUCAAUUACCCUAUCAGGCAAAAACCUCAUACACUGCAAUGUGCUGCUGGACAAUAUCGAGGGGGAAUCGUUGUCACGAUCUCGAAGUCAUUCUAGGUCCUCGCAGGUGGAUAGGUUUCGAACGAGAUCCAGAUCGAGUUCGUUGGAAUUGGAAGUUGACUCUCCUCCGCCCUUGUCUCACCAUAGGUCAACGCCACCUGUGUGUUCGCCGGCGGUGAGUGAAACUAUAUUGUCGUCUUCGGCGGCGGCGAGUCCUAAGAAAUCCGAAAUGUUCUCGGUAUCAGCCUUAUUAAGACGAGACGAGCCGAGACAUUCAAAAUCUCCAUCAUCAGUGCAAACGAAUCCCUUCGAAGUGUUUCGACCGGGAUACAAUGGGAACACAUAUGAUCCGGCGUUAUUUCCAAGGCCAAUGCUCUCUCCAUUCCCCCUCUUAGCUGCUUUUGCCUUCCAUCAAGGUCAACAGCAGCCCAAUAUAAGUUCUAGUUUUCAUCCAACAACACGACAAGAAGAAUUCUUCAGAUUAAGUAGCUUGAUGGUGCCAACGAUACAAGCACAAAAUGGUGGGAACCUUAAUCCUCAUUUAGGAUUACCGCACCCGCCACAUUUACAUUUUCAUCACAUGCCCAAAUGGCCGGGAUUACCGCAAUUCAGUGACCUCUAUUCCUGCAUGAAAUGUGAAAAAAUGUUCUCAACACCCCAUGGACUAGAAGUACAUUCUCGACGAACACACCAUGGCAAAAAACCCUAUGCUUGCGAAUUGUGCAAUAAAACCUUUGGUCAUGAAGUUAGCUUAAGCCAACAUAGGGCUGUACAUAACGUUGAAAAGGUAUUUGAAUGUAAGCAAUGCGGCAAAAGAUUCAAACGGUCGAGUACACUUUCCACGCACUUACUGAUACAUAGUGACACGAGGCCGUAUCCUUGUAGUUAUUGCGGUAAACGAUUUCACCAGAAGAGUGAUAUGAAAAAGCACACCUACAUUCACACAGGAGAAAAGCCGCACAAAUGUCAAGUUUGUGGUAAAGCAUUUAGCCAAAGCUCAAACCUGAUCACGCAUUCUCGAAAACAUACUGGUUAUAAACCAUUCUCGUGCAAACUAUGCCACAAAUCAUUUCAACGAAAAGUAGACCUAAGAAGACACAAGGAAACACAGCAUACAGACUUAAGGCCUCUUAUAGAAAGAAGUCUAACAAAACCAAAUUUUGCAAGCCCUGACGGUGAUGUUUCAUCUCUAAAUUCUUCAAUUUCAUCGAUAAAUUGUCAAAAAGUGUCUUUAAUUGUAUAACAGCAAUGUGCAAUAAUUUUUCAAUGUGUGUAUGUGAAAAUUUCUUGUUAAUUUAAUUCAUAGUAACUACAGCAUCAUCAUAAUAAAACAAAAUAAAACAAAAAAUACAUUUUAAUAUCACUAUUUGUUGUACCUAUAAUUACGAAAAAUAAUAAUAAUAAUAAUAAAAUUACUCAUAUUGAGGGUAUUUUUUAUUUUAAGUUAUAACCUAUCGUGAAAUAUAAUUAUAUAAUUCCUUCGAUGCCAAAAAAAAAAACAUUAAUUUUAGUUCAACUUCGAAACUCAAUAAGUAGGUAAUGCUUGUUUUAAAUCAAAAUAUACAUAAUUGUUAACAAAGAAAAAAAUAUAACUACUUUUCCAAGUAAUUACUUACGUGUACCAAUGAUUUUAUUUUAGUUUAUUCUUUUUUUUGUUUAUAAACGUUAAGGUAUAUAAAUUAUAUAUAUUUAUUUACAUUCAUGCUUUCCAAGGGUUACUAUACAGAAAUUUGAUAUUACAUUCCAAAGACUUAGGCUUAGUUUAUUUUUCGUUUAUAUGUAGUAAAAUUAAGUAUUUUAUUUAAAAAAUAAAUUUUAAAUUUAACUCAAAUCAAA